Molecule: messenger RNA, 318 nt
Organism: Peronospora belbahrii
Lineage: Eukaryota; Oomycota; Peronosporomycetes; Peronosporales; Peronosporaceae
Source: the annotation of a GenBank genome assembly
AUGACCACGCCCCCGCGUUCUUCGCCAUCUUCGCCCUCAUCGCAGCCGCUGCGCUCUUCGGAUCGCUCGGCCACCAUUCUGCCACGUCAUUCUCCCCCGCCCCGUCGCUUCGUCCCUGACGACAGUCUGUUCACGGCCAGUUAUUUGCUGAUUGGUGAUGACUCGUCGACUGACGACGAUCGCUCCUUCAAGGCCAGCACGCAACUACCUACGCCAGUUGAAGCUGUGCAGUGCACACGCAUGUGGAUUCCCGCGGCACGCUUGUCUUCCGAGCAUAGCACCGACGAGAUUCUUCAAUCGGGUGGGGUCCCGCAGUGA